AUGUCGAUGGCAACUUUCAGUGGAAAACGGUACUUCGUGACAUUCAUUGAUGACAAGUCAAGAUACUGUGUCGUCUAUCUGCUCAAGAGCAAAUCUGAAGUUGCGGCGAAGUUCAUGGAAUACGCUGCGAUGGCCGAAACGCAAACCGGAAAGCGCGUGAAGUACCUUCAAAGCGACAAUGGGGGUGAAUACAAGUCCGACAAGCUGGCACGAUUCUGCGCGGAACGGGGAAUACAACAAAGGUUCACACCCCCAUAUACUCCUCAGCUAAACGGAGUAGCUGAGAGAAUGAAUCGCACGCUGGUCGAGUGUGCGCGUUGCAUGAUGGAACACGCUGGACUGGGAAAGAGCUACUGGGGUGAAGCAGUGAUGACGGCGAUGUUUCUUCGAAACCGCUGUCCAACACGUGCCAUUCACCAAGACAAGUCUCCAUAUCAAGUGUGGACGAUGAAGAAACCGAUUCUGGCCAACCUUAAAGUGUUUGGAUGCCACGCGUAUGUUCAAGUGCCUCAAGACAAACGCGCAAAGUUCGACUCCAAGUCAUCACUCUGUCGUUUCCUGGGAUACGCCGAACACCAGAAGUCAUAUCGAUUUGAGGAAGUGUCAACAGGAGCGAUCAAGAUCAGUCGCGAUGCCACAUUCAUGGAAGACAAGUUUGAUGAAGGUCCGCGCAACUACAACGAUGAGUCAAGUGUCGUUGAGUUUGAUGAUCAUGAUGAGGACGAAGAAAAAGAAGAAGGUAAAACUGACGACGACAUGGACUCGAGCGACGAUGACAACGAAGACACCAGGUCUUCGAAGAGCAACAUCAAGAGACACACGCGCACUCAAUCACUUGAGAAAGCUACCGUCAUUCCAAGUCCCAAGCGAAGAACAUACAGAGGUCCGUCGCUUGAGCAUGUUGGGGAAACGCCGACUACAUUCAAGUCGGCGAUGGAAUCAAGCGACUCCGGCAAGUGGAAAGAAGCGUGUGACUCGGAGUUCGAUUCGCUUCAGAGAAACGACACGUGGGAAAUCGUGCCUCUUCCGAAAGGUCGCAAGGCCAUCGGGUGCCGAUGGGUUUUUCGUGUAAAGGAGAAUCAAGAUGGCGAAGUUGAACGUUUCAAGGCAAGACUUGUGGCCAAAGGAUUCUCACAGAAAUUCGGAGUUGACUAUGAAGAAACUUUCGCACCGGUGGCCAAGUUCACAUCGAUUCGUGUGGUGCUCAGUAUGGCGGCCAAGUACGGCCUAAUGCUACAUCAGAUGGACGUCAAGACAGCGUUUCUUAACGGCUCCCUCAACGAAGACAUCUACAUGGACCAGCCGGACGGAUACCUGGAUGCAACACAGCCGGACUAUGUGUGCAAGCUAAAGAGAUCACUCUACGGCUUGAAGCAAUCGCCUCGCAUGUGGAACCAAACAAUCGAUGGGUUCAUGAUCAAGAUGGGAUUCAAGAAGUGCGAAUCGGACCACUGCAUCUACAUCAAGCGAGACGACCAAGACAUGAUUCUCGUGGUGCUCUACGUCGAUGAUCUCAUCCUGGCCAGCAGCAACAACGAACUACUCAAGUCGACAAAGAUGGCGCUGAGCAAACGCUUCGAAAUGACGGAUCUCGGUGAGCUCGAUUACUUUCUCGGCAUGGAGAUCAAGAACGACCGUAAGACGGGAAUGGUGACUGUACAACAAACCAAGUUUCUCAAGUCCGUGUUAACCAAGUUCGGAAUGGAUAGCAGCAAGCCAGUGAAGACGCCUCAAGAUCCCGGCCUGAAGCUAACCAAGAACAUGUGUGAACAAGAAUGCAAGCACGAAGACACCAUGUGCAACGUGCCAUAUCGAAGUGCUGUCGGAGGCAUCAUGUAUCUCAUGGUCGCCACACGUCCGGAUCUAGCUGCUGCAGUGGGAUCAUUAUCCCAGUUCUCGUCCGACCCAUGCCCGACUCACUGGCAAGCUUUGAAGCGUGUGCUGAGAUACCUGCAAGCAACGCCCAAUCACGGUCUUGAGUUUACACGUGAAGAAGGAAGCCGUAUCUGCGGUACACCGACGCAGACUGGGCCGGCGACAUUGAGUCAAGACGAAGUACAAGCGGCUAUGUGUUCAUGA
Peronospora matthiolae is the source of this 2079-nucleotide messenger RNA. The record is from the annotation of a GenBank genome assembly. NCBI's taxonomy places the organism in Eukaryota, Oomycota, Peronosporomycetes, Peronosporales, Peronosporaceae.